This is a messenger RNA of Rosa chinensis, 729 nucleotides long. RefSeq lists its product as uncharacterized. The coding region runs from base 1 to 729 and encodes 242 amino acids. The transcript has a single exon. The record is from RefSeq and is a predicted model, not a curated record. NCBI's taxonomy places the organism in Eukaryota, Viridiplantae, Streptophyta, Magnoliopsida, Rosales, Rosaceae.
AUGAGCUGGGAUUUUGGGUUCAGAAGAAACUUAAAUGAUCAAGAGAUUGAGGAGUUUGCCUCGCUGAUGGUUAAGCUAGAAAAUGUCCGUUCAGUGGAGUCCAAACCAGAUGAAAGGAGGCGGAAGCUUGAGCCUAAUGGGAAAUUCUCUUGCAAAUCUUUCCAUAGCUUCUUAAUUAGUGGUGGAUCAGAUCCAAUUUUUCCUCCUGCAAAGUUUAUUUGGAAGGUCAAGGUCCCUACUAAGGUGAAGAUUUUGGGAUGGCUUGUGGUACUGGGGAAGACAAAUACAUGUGAUGUUCUUCAAAGGAGAAGACCAGGAAGUUGUUUUUCUCCUCACUGGUGCAUUUUAUGCAAAGCUCAAGGGGAAAGUGCUGAUCAUGUCUUCGUGCAUUGUGAAGUGGCUAAUUUCUUAUGGAAAAAAUUAUUUUGGGAAGCAAGAGUGGACUGGACAACUCCAUUAGAGAGAAAUGACUUGCUAAGAGAAAACCCCAUAGCGUUUGGUAAAGGUAAAAAAGCCAGAACCCUUUGGGGUUGUGGGGUGCUAGCUGUAGUUUGGGUGAUCUGGAUGGAAAGAAAUAAAAGAUUAUUUGAAAACUAUGGAGGGGUGGAGAAGGAAGACUUGUGGGAGAGAGUCAAGUUUUGGGCAUCCUUAUGGGUUUCUAUUUCUAAGGAAUUCAAGGAUUAUAAUCUUUCUUCCAUUAUUCUUAACUGGCAAGCAGCUGUAGUAUAA